GAACCCGUAUUCUUAAAAUACAAAAUUAUAUAAAACUUAAUGCUUUAACUAGAGUUAAAAGACCUUUUGCUUCACAUUAUUCUACUGAAUUUAAACCAAAAACUUUAUACUCAUCACCAAGCUCGUUUCCACCAGAACCACCGAUAGAUCCUUUACCUACCCCGCCACCGGAACCAGCUGGUGUCAAUAAUCCUAUAGAUUCAUUGCCACCUCUUGAUAAGACUUGUUCUUCAAUUACUUUUCCAUGGAUUCACGGUGAUCAGCCGCCACGGAUAAAGAAUUACCCAUAUCCUAUACCAGAUUCAGGAAACGAUAUAAUAUUUUCAUUGCUGGCAUUGUUACCAACAUUUAUACAGCAUGAACUUUGUAAAUUGUUUGGUUUUCGUUUGUUGAAGGAUUCUACAUCACCCGCAUAUUUUCCAAAAGAAUUUAUAAUAGGCG
This is a messenger RNA of Racocetra persica, 441 nucleotides long. NCBI's taxonomy places the organism in Eukaryota, Fungi, Glomeromycota, Glomeromycetes, Diversisporales, Gigasporaceae. The record is from the annotation of a GenBank genome assembly.